Molecule: messenger RNA, 1668 nt
Organism: Triticum urartu
Lineage: Eukaryota; Viridiplantae; Streptophyta; Magnoliopsida; Poales; Poaceae
Source: RefSeq, a predicted model, not a curated record
GCCCCAUUCAUUCAUUCGUCUCCAUGACUGCGCUGCUCGCAUCCUCCAUCCAGCCCCUCUGUCUGCAUGCAUCUACUCAAAAGCAGUGCAGUGCAGGCAUAAAAGAAUCGCACACCCGCCCAAUCCCAGCAUCCAACGCCGUCCGCUGCUGGGUUCAUCCGCUGUAUAAAACCCUCCCCGUGCUGCCCAUCCAUCCAUCCGCUCUGUCCAGCAGAUUUCAUCGCCUCUCUCUUCCCUGUCUGUCCCCUGCUCUCCUCCAAUCUCCUCUGCUUGCUCAUCGUCCGCAAGCAAAUUCUUCUCGAGAGAUCAUACAUCGUCUGCUUCCUCGUCGUCGACUGAGCAGGAUGCCGUGGGUGUUCUUCCUGUGAUCGUUAUGAGAAGUGGCGCCUCGCGUACUACUACGGAUUGUUGAUGCAAGUUUGCCGAGUGAGGACAGAUCCUCCGCGCCAGAAAACUACGCAAGCGUACAUCAAGAAUGGAAGCCAAGUAAAAUUCCACUCGAUCGUCCAUAUGCAGGCCGAAUACUUCAGUCGAAAUCAACACCAUUUUUCUCGAAUUCCCCACAAAACCCAUAAACAUCUCUAGGAGUUGAGCAGCUCGCAGCAGUGAAGUGAUGCAGGGAGGUCCAGGCUACGGGUACGGCGGCUACGGCUACGGUGCCGGCUAUGACAUGACCGGGUACGGCAACGGCGGAGCGUACUACACCAACGACCGGUACCCCACGCCGGCACCGGCGCCGGCUGCCUAUGAGGACCCGCUCGCCGGUCGGAGGCAGCACGAUUUCCCGGCGCCGCUCACCGGGCUCGAGUUCCAGCCGUCGGAUGCCUGCCCCAAGAACUACGUCAUCUUUGAUCAGACCUACGACCGGAGCAGGGUCAUGUACAACCCGUCGCUGCCCAACAACUUCGGUUCCUCCGGGGGCUAUGACCAGCACGGCAACAACGGUGGCUACGAUCACGGCAAGGGCACCUACUACGGCGGCGGCGAAUGCUCGAUCCGGCAGAAGGAGGACAGCGGCGAGAUCGACGCGCUGAUGAGCUCCGAGGAGGAGGAUGACGUGCUGAGCACGGGUCGCACUUCAGGGAGCCACGGUGAGGGCUCGCCGGACUCCACGUGCUCCCCCGGGUACGUGGUGAGCGUCAGCCCGAGUGGCGGCGGAGGUGGCGAGAGGAAGAAAAACCGGAUGAAGAAGAUGAUGAAGACGCUCAAGGGGAUCAUCCCCGGCGGCGACCGGAUGGACACGCCCGCCGCCCUCGACGAGGCCGUCAAGUACCUCAAGUCGCUCAAGGUGGAGGCCAAGAAGCACGGGGUGCGCGGAUCAAGAAGCUAGAUAGCGACCUCACAUGGCAACGCAGGGCGACUCAAUGAGCUCAAUGAUGGGGGCGGAAGACCGGGUAGCUUGGUGCUCCUUUUUGCACUGCCAGUGCCAUGAUUUCACCUCGUGGAGCUCCCGAGGAUCAGUGCAAAGGAAUGAUGAUGGAUGGUGUUGUAACUAUCAGGCCGAUUAUAUACACCGUGUUUUUGUUUAUCCCCGUUGGGCUCCGCACUGCACAGUUGCUUACCAUGUUGUUGUUGUUUUGCGCUUAGUGCUUUUGAAUAGUGUUUGUGUUUACCUAGGCACAUAUUACCAUUUCACUAAUCAAGGGUACCCUUUGCAAUGAUUAUUCC